This is a messenger RNA of Pan troglodytes (chimpanzee), 1921 nucleotides long. Its product is annotated as nuclear pore complex-interacting protein family member B12-like. The transcript is spliced from 5 exons. The record is from RefSeq and is a predicted model, not a curated record. The coding region runs from base 174 to 1856 and encodes 560 amino acids. NCBI's taxonomy places the organism in Eukaryota, Metazoa, Chordata, Mammalia, Primates, Hominidae.
UUGUGGAGGAGUUCGAGACCACCCUGGCCAACAUGGCAAAACCCCAUCUCCACAAAAAUUGGAUAAUUUGAUAAUUAUCAUUAUUGAGUUUCUGAGACCUUACACAUUUACCAUUCUCUUCUGCACAAAUUACCUUUGUUUGUCUUUCCUGAAGACUAUCUUCCAGUCUGAAAAUGGACAUGAUGGAUCCACGGAUGUACAGCAGAGAGCCUGGAGGUCCAACCGACGUAGACAGGAAGGUAUGGCUCUCUUGGAGUCCCCAUAGUGUGGAAAUGAGUUUGCCCUGGAAAGGGAAAGAACAGCUUCUUGCCCUCAGGUUUCUCACCUUCUCCUCUCCUCACUCUCACCAAGGGCUGAGGUCCAUUUGUAUGCACACAAAGAAAAGAGUUUCUUCCUUUCCAGGAAAUAAAAUUGGCCUGAAAGACGUCAUUACUCUACGGAGACAUGUGAAAAGAAAAUUUAGAGCUAAAAUCCAUAAGAGGAAGGUGACAACGAAAAUCAACCAUCAUGACAAAAUCAAUGGAAAGAGGAAGACCGCCAGAAAACAGAAAAUGUUUCAACGUGCGCAAGAGUUGCGGCGGCGGGCAGAGGACUACCACAAAUGCAAAAUCCCCCCUCCUGCAAGAAAGCCUCUUUGCAACCGGGUCAGAAUGGCGGCAGCGGAGCAUCGUCAUUCUUCAGGAUUGCCCUACUGGCCCUACCUCACAGCUGAAACUUUAAAAAACAGGAUGGGCCGCCAGCCACCUCCUCCAACUCAACAACCUUCUAUAACGGAUAACUCCCUGAGCCUCAAGACACCUCCCGAAUGUCUCCAUCGUCCCCUUCCACCCUCAGUGGAUGAUAAUAUCAAGGAGUGUCCUCUUGCUCCUCUUCCACACUCUCCUCUUCCACCCUCAGUGGAUGAUAAUCUGAACGAGUGUCUCCUUAUCCCUCUUCCACCCUCUCCUCUUCCACCCUCAGUGGAUGAUAAUCUGAAGGAGUGUCUCCUUAUCCCUCUUCCACCCUCUCCUCUUCCACCCUCAGUGGAUGAUAAUCUGAAGGAGUGUCUCCUUGCUCCUCUUCCACCCUCUCCUCUUCCACCCUCAGUGGAUGAUAAUCUGAAGGAGUGUCUCCUUGCUCCUCUUCCACCCUCUCCUCUUCCACCCUCAGUGGAUGAUAAUCUGAAGGAGUGUCUCCUUGCUCCUCUUCCACCCUCAGUGGAUGAUAAUCUGAAGGAGUGUCUCCUUGCUCCUCUUCCACCCUCUCCUCUUCCACCCUCAGUGGAUGAUAAUCUGAAGGAGUGUCUCCUUGCUCGUCUUCCACCCUCAGUGGAUGAUAAUCUGAAGGAAUGUCUCCUUGCUCCUCUUCCACCCUCUCCUCUUCCACCCUCAGUGGAUGAUAAUCUGAAGGAGUGUCUCCUUGCUCCUCUUCCACCCUCAGUGGAUGAUAAUCUGAAGGAGUGUCUCCUUGCUCCUCUUCCACCCUCUCCUCUUCCACCCUCAGUGGAUGAUAAUCUGAAGACUCCUCCCUUAGCUACUCAGGAGGCUGAGGCGGAAAAACCACCCAAACCCAAGAGGUGGAGGGUGGAUGAGGUGGAACAAUCACCAAAACCCAAGAGGCGGAGGGCGGAUGAGGUGGAACAAUCGCCCAAGCCCAAGAGGCAGAGGGAGGCCGAGACACAAUUACCCAAACCCAAGAGGCGGAGGGCGGAUGAGGUGGAACAAUCGCCCAAGCUCAAGAGGCAGAGGGAGGCCGAGACACGAUUACCCAAACCCAAGAGGCGGAGGUUGAGUAAGCUGAGAACACGCCAUUGCACUCAAGCCUGGGCAAUAAGAAUAAAUCCGUGGGUCGAAAAAAAGAAAAAAAUCAAAAAAUAAAACAAAACCCACACUCCAAAUACAAACUAACAAAGAAUAAAUAAAUAAUAUAAAAAUAAAAUAAA